ACACCGACACUGCGGCGCAGGUCUGGGACGACAACUUUGACCAACAGUGCUUGUUUCCCUCCUAGAAAGAAAAAAAAGGCUGCAAAAAUACAGGGAGGAAUGGGAAAAUGAAAACACCUGGCUGGGAAAAGUGCGCGAUAACACAUAUAAAGCGCACUGCACUGUGUGCAGUUUGCCAUGGUGGACUGACUGACAUUAAUCAGCAUGCUUCUACUGGUGGGCACAUGAUGAAUAUGAGGGGCGUGAAAGAAAGGGGAACCCUUGACCAAUUUGUUGUCCACCAGGCCACGGCAGAAGCAGAUAUGGUGACUGCUGCAGAGGUGACCCAUAUCUACCGCACUGUAAAGCACGGUUUAAGUUAUAACUCGGCUGACUGUGCACUCAAACUGACUGUACGAACGCUGAAUGACUCCAGUAUUGCCAAGAAGAUGUCCUGUGGGAGGACAAAAGCUGAAACAGUUGUCACAGAUGUCCUGUCUCCAAAGGCAAUAGAAGAGGUGAUCAAAAAAUUGAAAAGUGGUGCAACUCCACUCCCAUUCUCUCUUCACACUGAUGCUUCAAAUAAGGGAAAUCGGAAGAUGUUUCCCUUGGCCUUGCAGUUUUUUACACCAGAGGCUGGAGUUGCCAACAAGAUAUUGGAUUUUGUUGAAAAUCCAGAUGAGUCUGCAGAGGGAAUAGUAAAAAUAAUACAAAGCUCUCUUGAAAGCGUGGGGCUAUCCUUAGAUCAGGUUUCUGCAUUCAGUGCUGACAAUGCAAAUGUAAAUUAUGGCAUUCACAACUCAGUCUUCACAAAAUUGAAAGAGACCAACAGUGAGAUCCUUCGUGGCAACUGCCAUGCACAUAUUGUUCAUAACACUGUGAAAAAAGCCCUGGACAAGCUCUCAGUUGAUGUGGAAAAUAUUGUCCUGAAGAUAUACAGCUUCUUUUCCACCUCUGCCAAAAGGAGAGAGUCCCUGAAAGAGUUCUGUGAGUUUUGUGACGUUGAAUUCCAUGAUAUCCUGCGCCAUGUUGUGACAAGAUGGCUGUCACUCAACCCUGCAAUCACCUGCCUGCUGCAGAACUGGGACCCGCUGAAGUCGUAUCUCAUCAGCAUUGGUGAGGAAUGUCCAAGGCGCCUGAAGGAAUUGCUGAGUUUGACAGAAGAUGCUGCUGGAGUUGAGGGAGAGGCAGAUGUUGUGGAAGUCUACCUGCUCUUCUGUAAUAAUGUCAUGUGUCUGUUUGAAGAAGUGGUGAAAAAACUGGAGAAGAAUGUAACCACGUCUGUUGACCUUUAUUCCAUCAUGGAGUGCUUCCUGAAAAGACUUAUUCAGAGAAGAGAUGAUGGGUUCUACGGGUACCUAACAAGACAAAAACUCCAGCGUCUCUCGCCAUCUGAUGCUGAUGGUGCCAGGCAGGAGUUUACAGCCUUCCUAGACACUGCCAUCAGUUAUGUCCGGCAGUGGUUUGACUUUUCAGAAGAAAACUGGCUUUUCCACCUGCAGCCCCUCUCUCUAGCAUCUGGGAAGAUUUCCUUUGAUGACAUGGAGAAGAUCAUUGAACAGCUUCACCUGGCUGGCAGGUUAAACAUCUCUAUGGAUGAGCUUUAUGAAGAGUGUGUCACUGCAACCAGCCUUCUGGAGCACCUCACCAAAGAACAUCAGGAGAAGGAAAAGUGGCAGUCGAAGGGAACAGCAGAGAAGUGGAUGGAAAUUUUUCAGGCAGCUGACCUCCCCAAUAUGCAGGCUGUUGUAUCCUUUGUACUCAGCAUCCCAUCUUCCACUGGGUUUGAGGAGAGGAUUUUCUCUCUUAUGAAGAAUAAGUGGACUGAUGUGCGGAACAAAUGUUCUACUGAGUUAAUUAGAAGUGAGCUCAUUGUCAGUCUAAAUUAUGAUAUGUCUUGCUCAGAGUUUUACUCUGCAGUACUGAAAGACAAACAACUCCUAACUGCAGCAAGAGCUCAAAAAAUACAAAUGGAAAAAGUAGUCUCUUUCCACAUAAUGUAGCAUUGAGCUUUUGAGUUCAUGAGUUUGUUGGGGGUUUUUUUACUUCAACUUUCAGCUACAGUCAAGGCCUUUGAGGCACAAAUGUUGUAUUUACAGGUGUUCCACAGACUUUGUUUGCACUUUUCUAAUUGCACUAAAUGUUUACUGUUACAAGAAUGUUUUUCUUUCUAUUGUUUUCUAUUAAUUUAUAUAAUUUUAGGUUAAGCAGGACAGAGUGCUUUGUGUUAAUUUUGUCAUUUUGCACAAAAAGUGAGGCAAACUGUUACGAAAUCAGUUUUUACCCCGGUUCUUUAUUCGUCGAGGGAUCCAGAAAUGGCACCGGA
Oreochromis aureus is the source of this 2305-nucleotide messenger RNA. RefSeq lists its product as uncharacterized. Bases 108 to 1982 code for a protein of 624 amino acids. The transcript has 3 exons. Lineage: Eukaryota; Metazoa; Chordata; Actinopteri; Cichliformes; Cichlidae. The record is from RefSeq and is a predicted model, not a curated record.